UAGCAGAAGCUAAAGUUGAUCUCACGAUCAUAACAACUGUGUAUCGUGUGUAAUCAUCAAUGAUGACGAGUUGAUACUCUCCAGUCGGAAGUGGUCCCAAAAAAGUCUCCAGUAACGCUGUGACAUGGAGUUUCUGGUUCUUCAAGCAUGGCCGGCACGAGCCUCAGUGUACCGCCAUGUUAGGUUUGGGCUGCUGCAACUCUUCAUCCCCGCCGCUCAUCCCUCGUUCUUUAAAUGUCAGCAGAGGGCAAGAGGCGCCCAGGGUGGCUCUUCAGAUGUCGCAGCAGGGAAACCUGACCACCGGCGGCGUUGUGGUCGUGGUCUUGCCCAUGACGUUGGGCAUCGUGUCCAACAUCGUGGCCCUGUUUAUCUUGGUGAACGCAUACUCCCUCCAGCGACGGCGCUCCAAAGCCACAUUCCUCCUGUUUGCUACGUCACUGGUUGUAACAGACUUCAUGGGCCAUGUGAUCCCUGGUGCCCUGGUUUUGAGACUCUAUCUGUCUGGAGGUGUGCGCCCGGAGGACUCCAGCUCUUCUGAUGGCAUGUGCCAGUUCCUGGGAGGAAGCAUGGUAUUUUUCGGCCUGUGCCCACUCUUCAUGGGUUGCGCCAUGGCUGCAGAGCGUUGUCUGGGUGUCACCAAGCCACUCCUGCACUCCUCCCUGGUCACAACCACUCGCACUAAAAUGUGCCUGUGUGCAAUUUGGCUGGCCGCUCUGUGUGUGGCCUUGCUGCCGUGCUUGCAGCUGGGCUCGUACACCUAUCAGGACCCAGGCACCUGGUGCUUCAUUCAAGUGCUUGGCGACACUCAUGAUGCGGACGUGGCAUUUGUGGUGCUUUUCUCUGGGGUAGGCCUCACCUCCCUGGCUGUGGCAGUGGUGUGUAACGGCAUCAGUGGACUGACUCUGGUGCUCGCUAGACUGAGGAGGAAGCCUGGGUCGCAUUAUCCAGCAAAGUCACAUGACAUCGAGAUGGUGGUGCAGCUGGUGGGAAUUACUGUCACCUCGUGCAUAUGCUGGUGUCCUCUACUGAUCUUUGGCCUGAUGUCCGCGAUGCACUCCUACACAGGAUCUACUGGAGAGGAACAUUACAACUACAAAACACUUCUGGUGAUGGGCGUGAGGCUGGCCACGUGGAACCAGAUCCUAGACCCCUGGGUCUACAUCCUGCUGCGCCGAACUGUCCUACGGAAGAUCUACCUCAUUGCAAAGUGCCAAGCGGGCCUGGGGGGACAUUUGUUUGGAUGCUUGGAUAGCGCAUCUCCUCCCGAGUCGGAGAAGAAUGAUGUCAACCAGGUCUAAAAAUGGGAGGACUGUGCGGAAAACAUCUUCAAAACCCCAAGAACUAAAGUCCUUCAAUAAAAGAAUAUAGUUGAUGAUGAUGAUGAUGAUGAUGAUGUUGUUGGAGUCAGUUACAUAAGUAAAGUCCAGCAUUUCUGGGCUGCUCCACUUGGGAAAUGGUAGAAAUGUAGACUAUAAGGAGUACUGAUACAAUGUGGAUCUUUUUAUUGUUAUAUUGUUUUUACAUUACAAAUGGAAGCAAGCUAACUUCUAUGAUUUUACACAAAACUUUACAAGUGUCCCGUUUUCUUAAUGCUUAUUUCAUUGAAGAAUGAAAAUGUGCUGCAAAGGGCUGAAGUUAAGAAUGUUUGACCCAGAAGAAACACAGGUUAUUUCCUUUCUCCAUCGCAGGAACUGUGACAAUAAAAGCCAACACAUUUUACAUUUUUUGUGUAUAUCCGACUGUGAAAGUAACAUUGAUUAA
Molecule: messenger RNA, 1761 nt
Organism: Syngnathoides biaculeatus (alligator pipefish)
Lineage: Eukaryota; Metazoa; Chordata; Actinopteri; Syngnathiformes; Syngnathidae
Product: prostaglandin E2 receptor EP1 subtype-like
Exons: 3
Coding region: 177-1298 (373 amino acids)
Biological process (GO): inflammatory response; adenylate cyclase-activating G protein-coupled receptor signaling pathway; positive regulation of cytosolic calcium ion concentration
Cellular component (GO): plasma membrane
Molecular function (GO): prostaglandin E receptor activity; thromboxane receptor activity
Source: RefSeq, a predicted model, not a curated record